This is a messenger RNA of Plodia interpunctella (Indianmeal moth), 906 nucleotides long. RefSeq lists its product as uncharacterized. The transcript has a single exon. Lineage: Eukaryota; Metazoa; Arthropoda; Insecta; Lepidoptera; Pyralidae. Bases 1 to 906 code for a protein of 301 amino acids. The record is from RefSeq and is a predicted model, not a curated record.
AUGCAGCGCACUCCGCCGAAAUCACCAUUGGCGUCAGCAACGAAUCUUUUAAGUGCUACGCAAUUCCAAUCGGAUCCAAACUUAUCAACAGGGGGGGAACACUAUGUUUCACUGCGUAACAAAAGGAAAAGGCAUGAAGAGUCGCAGUCUAACCUAGACGAAUUUAAAGAAGAAAUGAAGGACUUUUUUAAAUCACUUAUGUCUGCACAGCAGAAACAGCUUGAAAAAAACACAGUUACUCUUAAGGAGAUUCAGCGGUCAAGCAGCAACAUAGAGAACUCUGUGGCCUUCUUGACUGCCCAAAAUGAAGAGUUAAAGAAAACAAUUACACAGCUUCAGGAAGAAAGAAAGGAAGACAAAAAACACAUCGCUAUGCUUGAAGACAAAAUAGAAAACAUGCAGAUGGAUGUAAGGAAGACCAAUCUGGAAAUCAAAAACGUGCCAAAAAAACCCAAUGAGUCAAAAGAAGACCUGGUGGAUAUGGUCCUUAAUCUCUCGCGUACUGUUGGAUCCCAAAUCAAAAAGGAAGACAUUAAGGACGUCUUCAGAGUACGAGUUAAAAAGGAAGGGAUACAAAAUCCACCCAUAAUCAUAGAGACCUCGUCAACUUUAAUAAAAAAUGAUGUACUUAAGUUAUGCAAAGCUUUCAAUGUGAGGCAAAAGACAAAAUUAUGUGCCAAACAUCUUGGUCUGAAGACUCACGAGGACACUCCGGUAUUUGUUACUGAGCAGCUAACGGCGAAAGCGGCCCGCAUGUUCUUCCUUGCACGGGACCUCGUCAAGAGCAACUCGUUUAAAUUCUGUUGGACGGCAUAUGGAAAGGUCUACGUCAGGAAAAAUGAAAAUUCGCCUAUUAUUCAAAUAAAAAAUGAAACAGCUAUUCAAGACUUAAGGAAUAACAAAUGA